AUGUCUGAGGCCGCUGGGGGGGAGAAAGCCACAUGCUCGAAUGAGAACGGCGAACAGGGCUCGACGAACUUCAUGGGCAACGCCCAAGCUGCGGCUCAGCGGCUCGGCAAGGCAGCUAGGGAGAAUCCCCUCCUCGCUGUAGCCACAGUAGCUACCGGAACCGGGCUUCUUGUUGUUGCUGCUCCCGCAGUUCUCACAGCCCCGAUCAUGAGCUUUGCUGGAGCAGCAGGCUUUACGCCGGCAGGAAUAGCCGCUUCUUCUGCUGCAUCGGCCAUCCAUGCAAGCAUUGGCAACGUUGUCGCCGGGAGUGUUUUCGCAACAUUCCAGAGUGCUGCCGCUGGAGGAUACGGAGUUGGUGUGCUGGCUGGCGCAGCUCAGACCGCUGGAGGCGCUGUAGCUGGUGCUGGCGGUGUUGGGGUCCUGACUUACUUCAAGGGCAAGGACAAGUCACAGCCAGAUUCGACGGAUGAGAAAAAAGAUCAGUAG
This is a messenger RNA of Trichoderma harzianum CBS 226.95, 486 nucleotides long. RefSeq lists its product as hypothetical. The record is from RefSeq and is a predicted model, not a curated record. Gene Ontology annotation, cellular component: membrane. The transcript has 3 exons. NCBI's taxonomy places the organism in Eukaryota, Fungi, Ascomycota, Sordariomycetes, Hypocreales, Hypocreaceae. The coding region runs from base 1 to 486 and encodes 161 amino acids.